AUGUCAACACCAACGCACUACGACGCAAUAGUAAUUGGGUCCGGUCAAGGUGGCACCCCCCUAGCCAAAGCCCUUGCGCAAGCCGGCCGGCGCACCGCACUCAUAGAAUCAAAGCACAUAGGAGGAACAUGUAUCAACGAAGGCUGCACACCGACCAAGACGAUGGUCGCCUCUGCCCGCAUCGCCCAUCUAGCUGGCCACGCCCAAGCAUUCGGCGUGAACUUCAAGAAGAGCAGUCUGACCUUGAACAUGGAGACUGUGCGUAAACGGAAGCGCGAUAUAGUCGACAGUUUCCGCACAGGCAGCGAGAACCGGCUCAAAGAUGUUCCAAACCUGGAUGUGAUCAUGGGCAAAGCGCGAUUCACUGGCCCGAAAACCGUCGAAGUCACCGCCAAUGAUACCGGGAUGAGCGAGACUUUCACAGCAGACCAGUUCUUCAUCAACGCCGGGUGUUCGCCUUCCACACUGAACGUCAAAAACGCCGAUACCAUCACAGGCAAUCUCCUGGACUCAACGUCGAUCAUGGAACUAGGCGAAGUCCCCAGGCAUCUAGUCGUGAUCGGCGGUGGCGCCGUAGGCUGCGAAUUCGCGCAGAUGAUGAAACGCUUCGGCGCACGUGUCAGCCUGGUCCAACGUGCCUCUCACCUCCUCCCGCGUGAGGACCCUGAAAUCUCGGAGGAAGUCCACAAGAUCUUCACCGAUGGCGGAAUCGACGUGUUUGUGGGAGCCGAGACCCGCGAAGUCUCCAAUGUCACGCUGGGCCAGAUUGUUGUGUCCUUGGGCUUGAGCGACGGGAGCGUCAAGUCGCUGCUGUGUUCGCACGUUCUGGCCGCGACGGGCCGAAGCCCCAACACCACGGACUUGGGUAUGUCUGCGGCGGGCGUUGAGCUCGACAAGCACGGCUUCAUCAAGGUCGACGAGCACCUGCAGACCACGGCACCGGGCAUCUAUGCACUGGGCGAUAUCAAAGGUGGAGCGGCACAGACGCACGUCUCGUACGACGACUUCCGUGUCCUGAGGGACAAUCUAAUCACCAAGGCCGACGCAACGGGCAAGGCGUCGAUUGAGAACAGGCUCAUUCCGUACACCGUCUUCAUCGAUCCGCAGCUCGGGCGCGUGGGGAUGACGGAGAAAGAAGCACGCGCCUUGACGCCAGCGAGAAACAUCAAGGUCGCCAAGAUGCCCAUGGAGUAUGUGGCUCGCGCGCUGGAAAUGGACGAGAGCAAAGGGCUGAUGAAGGCUGUCGUAGACGCUGACACGAAGGAGGUCUUGGGAUUCGCGUGCUUGGGGAUUGAGGGAGGCGAGAUCAUGUCGAUGGUCCAACUGGCAAUGAUGGGCGGUCUGACUUACGAUGAGUUGGAGAACGCGAUGUUUGCGCAUCCGUGUCUAUCGGAGAGUUUGAACAAUCUCUGGGGAUUCCUGGAAUGA
Molecule: messenger RNA, 1428 nt
Organism: Exophiala viscosa
Lineage: Eukaryota; Fungi; Ascomycota; Eurotiomycetes; Chaetothyriales; Herpotrichiellaceae
Product: mercuric reductase
Exons: 2
Coding region: 1-1428 (475 amino acids)
Molecular function (GO): flavin adenine dinucleotide binding; oxidoreductase activity
Source: RefSeq, a predicted model, not a curated record